AUGAACUGUCUCCGUACAAGUUUAUUUUCAUUGCCCAGGUCAUCGUAUUCAUCAUCAUCUCCGGUCAUUGCUGCACCCAUGAUGAUGGCAUUCUCACAACCCAACAAUCGUUUUAAGAAGGGUACUCAAUAUUUGAAAUUUACUGAAAUUCAACAACGGAGGUAUUCCUCUUCCUCAUCAUCAAAUGAUGAUAACGGAAACGAAUUCAAGCAGAACCCUUCCUCAUCAAAAUUCGGAAGCUAUUGUGCUGUAGGAGUGGCUGCUGCUGUAGGUGUUGGUGCUCUUACCAUGAUGUUACAGCAAGGCCAAACCAAUAAGAACGAACCACAAGUAGCACAAGAAAUCAAUGAUACCAACAUUGCUGAACACGACUUAAUUAACCAAAAUGUGGAAAUGUCCUUCAAUGCAAUCAUGGAAGUGCUAGCCGAGGAUUCAAAGGGCCUUUCCUUUCACCCCAAUAAGGAUACUCCUCCAAUAUUUAGAGUUGUCUUGACUGGAGGUCCGUGUGCUGGUAAAAGCUCUGCCAUGACCAAGUUGAGAGAACGUUUGCAAAAUCUUGGUUUUCAAGUUUUUAUUAUACCAGAGGCUGCUACCUUGUUGAUGACAGGUGGAGCCAAGGUUACUGACAAGUCAACAGUUGAGGAAGUUUUGGCAUUUGAGACUUAUAUUAUCAAGACUCAGAUGGCCAUUGAGGACAAUUUUAGGGAACUUGCUAAGGUGAGCAAGAAGCCAACAAUUUUGCUUUGUGAUCGAGGAACAUUGGAUCCAAAAGCAUACGUCUCUGAUGAUUUGUGGCAAGCUUUGAUGGAUUUGAAUGGGUGGUCCAUACCACAACUUCGUGACCAGAGAUAUGACUGUGUUAUUCAUCUUGUCACCACAGCUAUUGGAGCUGAAAAAUAUUACACUCUUGAAAACAAUAAUGUUAGAACAGAAACAAUUGAACAAGCCAGAGAGCUUGACUACAAGCUAAGAGCGUCCUACAUUGGUCAUCCUCAAUUGUAUAUUGUUGACAAUGCUGUCAAUAGUUUUGAUGAAAAAUUACAAAAAGUUUUUAACAUUCUUUCACAUCAACUCGGAUUUCCAAGAGCUAAAUCAUCACGAAGACGUUUCUUAUUGAAGCCAAUGCAAAAAGUAGACAUUGAUUUACGGCAUGAAAUUAUUGACCUUGAACAAAUUUUCCUUCCAACAAGUAACGACAAAGAUAUUAUAAGAAUUGUAAAAAGAGGUCAAAAUGGAGUCUUUACCUACUCUUAUCACUCAACUACCACAACUGGUGAUGGUUAUGAAACAGUUUCUGCUCGACCAAUUUCCGCAAGAACCUACGUCAACCUUGCAACCUCUGCGGAUAAGAGUAGAAUACCAAUUUCAAAGAAGAUUUAUAGUUUUGUGUACAAGAAUCACUACUUUGAACUGAAUCACUACCUUAAUGGUAAAGGAAAAGGAACCUUUAUUUUGAGUGUUGAAGCUGUAGCGGGUCAAGAGGUUACACUUCCAUCAUUCCUCAGUCCUUAUGUUUUGGACGAAGUGACUGAUAGCACAGUUUUAUCCUCCUAUGAGUUUGCUAAAACGGAAUAA
Messenger RNA from Naegleria lovaniensis, 1575 nucleotides. RefSeq lists its product as uncharacterized. The transcript has a single exon. The coding region runs from base 1 to 1575 and encodes 524 amino acids. Gene Ontology annotation, molecular function: phosphatidylinositol binding; GTP binding; phosphatidic acid binding. Lineage: Eukaryota; Heterolobosea; Eutetramitea; Acrasida; Naegleriidae. The record is from RefSeq and is a predicted model, not a curated record.